GAGGGAGGAGAGCGCGGCCACGUUACACCCCUCCCUUCCUGCAAAUCCCCGCUUGCACUGCAAACAAUCUGCCUUCCCCAUUGCAUCCAAGGGAGAUAGCAACAGCAACAUCAUCACGGCAAGCCGGAUGGGAGAGAGGAGAGGAGGCUGCUGCUGAGGGAGAAAGGCACACAGGCACACACCAGCUCGAUGUUGCCAAAGCGGUAGGAGCCGCAUGAAGAAUAAACCAUGCUGCCCCGUGUGUCUGGCGCAUUGUGCUCCAUCCGAGCCUUUUAGCAGGAAGAAGAGAAUUAUCUGCUACGAUUUUUUUUUUUUUUUUUCCUGCCAGCGAGAGUGCGACAGACUUGCGAUGGUUGAAUGUCAAUGCCUGUGAGAGAGAACAACAGUCAGAGGAGGAGGAGGACAGAAGGGGAGGAAAAUGAAGGUGGGGACGGUUGUGGAGAGAAAGAAGGAGCCUCGUCCAAUGCAUCAAAAGGAGGUCCCUGCAAUUGCUGAUAGAGCCCUGGCCGCCUCGCCAUCCACAAUGGUCUGUACAAGCUGCCAGUGCGUUUGAUGACGUUCCUGUUUUGUGAAAGAAGGAAAGGAAACGUGACCAUGUAAGAUCCACGUUUCCCCGGUCAAUUACAUGCGAAGAAUAGAUCCAAUUUCGACGGGGUUUUUUUGGUCCAGGAUGGUAACAGUUUAGGGAAUAAUACAGCCGCCUUCCCUCACCAAUUUCGCUCUGAUUUUUUUGGUGUGGUCCAGACAGCUGCUGGAAUAGAGAAGGACUUUUAAUAUAUACAAUGAAAUAUUUUAAAGGCAACGCUAAAAUCUGAAGCCACCUGGGAGUACAGUGUUGGAAACGUAGGGUGUUUUCCCACAAACAAUGUGAAGGUCUUUUUUGUCAAAGAGGCAAUUUUGAUAAUAACAACAGCUACCAAUUUUGCAUUUUGAUAGCCAGACCGGCUGCUAUUUUGUCUGGGGGUGCACACCGGGUCUUGUGUGAUCGGGUUUUAUUUUUUAACUGAAAAAAAAAAAAAUUAUUAAAAAAUAGAAGAAAAAGGAAAAUUACUUGAGAUGCCAAAUACUGUCGAGAGAACCAUAUUCUCCCUCAUCCCCACACCCACCAGAGACGUGGACCCUUCUUUUUUACAGGCUUAGGAGUUGUGAAAGCCGAUCAGGGGCUUUCUCUCGAGCCCGCCGCCCGCGCCCCCGGACCCUUGGGCGUGGGAGAUUUCCUCCUCCCGCUGAUUUCUAAACAAACUUGCGGAGGGGGGUUAAGAAUCCCCCAGGAGCGCAGAGUCGUUUUUUUCUUUUUUCUUUUUUUUUUUUUUUUUUGGUGUUGUUUUUUUUUUUUUUUUUUUUUUUUAAAUUGUCAUCCUCGCCGGAUUUCAGCGGGCUGCCGGAGCCUUCACCUCCUAGCCCUCUGGCUCUGCUUUUGUCCUUUCCCCGCCGGCCAGCGCAGCCUCCCCCCCAGGCACUGAGGCCGCAGCGGAGCCCCCCCGGCCGCGGGGCGCCCGGCUCCUGCCCUUUUCUUUCCCACCCCGUCCCCGCCUGCCAAGGAAAGGCACAUGUUAAUACCACCCGGCGCGGUCAUCUUCUGCUACUGCUGCUGCGGGCUCCUCCGUCCGAGACAGAUGUUGCGAAACCAAGGCCUCCUCAAGUGCCGCUGCCGCAUGCUCUUCAAUGACCUGAAGGUCUUCCUCCUGCGGAGACCCCCCGCGCCGCCGCCGCCGCCCUCCCCGCCGCCGCCGCUCCCCAUGCCCGGCGGCGCAGAGGCGGCGGGGGGCGGCCCGGCGGGGGCCGCGCCGCCCGGGGGGCGCGGGGCCGGCUGGCGGGCGGCGGCGGGAGGCGGCGGCGGCGGCGGCGGCGGCGGCGGAGCGGGCAGCCCGGCCGCCGAGGAGUGGGGCAGCCCCGCCGGGGAGCCGCCCGCCUCCCUGCCCAGCAGCGCCUCCUCGGAUGACUUCGGCAAGGGCAAGGCCGAGGACCGCUACUCGCUGGGCAGCAGCGUCGACAGCGGCAUCCGCACCCCGCUCUGCAGGAUCUGCUUCCAGGGGCCCGAGCAGGGUGAGUUGCUGAGCCCGUGUCGAUGCGACGGAUCGGUGAAGUGCACACACCAGCCAUGUCUGAUCAAAUGGAUUAGUGAGAGAGGAUGCUGGAGCUGUGAGCUGUGUUACUACAAGUAUCACGUCAUUGCCAUAAGCACAAAGAACCCUCUGCAGUGGCAGGCCAUCUCUCUGACAGUCAUUGAGAAGGUUCAGAUAGCAGCGGCCAUCCUGGGUUCCCUCUUCCUCAUCGCCAGUAUCUCGUGGCUCAUCUGGUCGACCUUCAGUCCUUCAGCCAAAUGGCAGCGCCAGGACCUGCUCUUCCAGAUCUGCUAUGGAAUGUAUGGCUUCAUGGACAUUGUCUGUAUAGGUCUAAUAAUACACGAAGGGCCCUCGGUUUACCGGAUUUUUAAACGGUGGCAGGCGGUCAAUCAGCAGUGGAAAGUGCUGAACUAUGACAAAACAAAGGACAUGGAGGAACAAAAAACAGGGACCAGGACAAAUCAGCGCCCCUCCUCCCAAACCACCCACUCGUCCUCCACUGGUGGUACAGCCACUAACUCCGCUCCAGCCGACAGCGGGGCACGGGCUGCCGGCCAUGCCACAGGCACCCUCUCUGACCACCACUGUGCUUAUACCAUCCUGCAUAUACUCAGCCACCUGAGGCCUCACGAACAGAGGAGUCAGUCUAGUAGUAACAGAGAGCUCGUCAUGAGGGUCACGACGGUCUGAGCCGAGGAAUUCAGGAGGCCUUAACAUGAAGCGGAGGAGACAAAGAACUCAUAAAGCAGAGGAGCAUGGUGUGCCUUUUUCUUUCUCCUUCCUUUUAUUUUUUCUGUUUCUCUUUUUUUUUUUUUUUUUUUUUUUUUUUUUUUAUCUCCUCUCCUUUUCUUUUUCGGUAACUGCACAAGAUAUAAGAGGCGGCACCUGGCCAGCUGAGGAAAAAAGCAGGUGGAGGGAGAGCUGCACACUCAUGCUAAAGAGGUUAAUGUUUUCCAGCCAGUUUAAAAAAAAAAAAAAAAAAAGAAAAAAAAAGAAAAAAAAAACAACAACAACACAAAUCACAAAGAAAAAAAAAACAACAAAACAAGUGCAAUACAGACUACAAACUGAGUAGGCAGAGUUCUGGGGAAGCAGAGGAACAGACGGUUUAGCAUGUCUUACAAAUCUUAUUACCUGGAAUAGGUAACGCUCUGUACACACCCCCUGUACACACGCAUACACAUGCACGCAUGCGCGCACACACACACACACACACACACACACACACACAGUGUGAGAUUUAUAAAAACAAGGAAGGGAACGAAAUAUUUGGAGUAGUUUUAUUUUCCAGACUGUGAUUAACCAGGGCUAUGAGUUGUUUUGUUUCAUGAGUCACUCUGGAGCCUUGUUCAAUUUACCAUAGGAUACCUGAAGUGAUUUACAGAGAGAUUGAAUCAUCCCACCAAGAAAAUCUAACAAAACCCAGGCCUAUCCAAAUUUCACCAAAAAUCCUGUUUUUUCCAUAAAGUUCCUGACAAGGGGUUUGUGAGGGUGGAAUUGGGAGGGGGGAGGGCAGUUCAUGACCUUUAUUCAUGAAAGGCAAAUUUUGUACAAACGCUCUGCAGGUGUUUCAAGCACAAGUACUGGUGUGAUUUAUGACUUCAUAACCCCAAAUCCAGCAUCCAAAUCUUGCCACUCACACACAUCAUUUUCCAUGCAGACAUUCCAGGUUAAUUUCCUUCCAUUUUACUCCAAUCACAAGAAGCUGACCCAUCUCAGUGGGUUUCUGCUUCCUUGUUGAUUCAGACACUCAUGCGUUAGAGAUGUACAUCUUUUUUUUCAGUGUCUGUAUCCCUGCUGCUCGAUUUGCAACAGUCUGUCUCAGUCUUGUAGGCUGAGCCUUUCACAUCCAGUCUGUUAGUUUAUUACAGAGUCUAUUCCAUUCAAUCACUCAAGAGAGAGUUAGUCUGAAGAGGGAGCACAGUUGCUGAUCGAAUAUAUAACACUUUUAAUAAGUCUCCUUCUCUGGGAUAUAUCCUCGAAGGUACUGGUUGCUCUUCAGGAACAUUCUCUUUCAAUGCACAAUGGCUGAAUCAUUUGUGGAUAUUAAAGGGACACUGUCAAGUACUUUUUAAAUAGUUUUUAGGGUUUGGGGUUUUUUUACUCUCCAUUGUUUGUAAUAUUAUCUUACAAGCUUGAAAAUAAAAUUUCUUUCCCUACUGAUUUUGUCCUUUUCCAUUUGGGCACGUAUCGUUCUCUCCAUUCACCUCAUUCCUUUCACCAUCCUGGUCCUUCUUCUCCCCACCUUUCUUCUGCAAUAGGAGGAAAUCCAUGUUACUGAUUUCCUGCUGACUGUCCUCACUCUAUGGCAGGUAUGUCCCAGCUCUGCAGGACUGAGCUGUUUUCCCUAGUGCAACAGCUACAACAGAAGCGUAAGAGCAGGAACCCUAAGAAUAUGGAGAUUAACUAAUUGAGGAGCAACAGCUCAGCAUUCCCAAACCAGUGAACCCAUAGCAAUCAAGUCUGAACCCAGCUCCCCCCAAAAUUAAGCUAAAGACUUCAGCCAAACUGCAUCUGUUUAGCAGCAGUGCUGAGCAAUGUUGCACAAUGGUGGUGUCCAGCUGCCCUCCAUCGUUGCACCAGCACCUCCUGCAGCUUCUGUUGGAGCCAGGGCAAAUGUGGGCCACGAGCUCCUUUGGCAGGUAGGCCAUCAUGGGUCAGGUGUUUCUGGACUGGAGAAGGUGUCAAACUGCAGCCUCCGGCUUCAAACACACCAGCCAUUCUGCAACGUUGAAGAUGGAGGUUAACAGCUUAAGGAAGGUCAUACUUUUCACCCCGAUUACUUGACAGUGUCCCUUUGAAUAUCAGAAUGCAACAGAACAAGUACUUCUCUGGCAGAGAAUGUGGGAGGUGAAACACCAGCCCAGCUGACUUACUGAGGACUCAUGUGAAACAGCAUGGUUUCUGAGGCCACUGUACCUUUAUCUGACCAAUCUUACUAUCUACCAAAGAGUGCUUUUGGCAAAGGGGAGGGAAGGGAUGUUGGUAGGUGGAGGGAGAGGAAAGGGUCAAUUCUGAUCAUCUCUAAAAGCAGCUACCCCCAGAAUGAAGGUGUUGCAAUGAACGGUCUCUGAUAGAACCACUUCUGAUCCAAAGUAGAAAGAAAUCUGGCCAAAACAUGCAAACACAGCAGCCUCUUUCCCCCAUGCCUGUCCUGGAAGCUGUCCUCAUGCCAAGAGAUGAGUAAUUAUGGUGGUUUUGGGAAGGGGGAAGCAUAAACAAAGGGACAGCUGUCAGACAUGAUGUUGUUUCCCUCCCUGCCCUCCGCUCAUUUAAUAUGGAGAAGUCAAAUUCAUUUAAUUUGGCUAGUUGCUAAAAGUUUAUGAGGUCAGAAGCACAACUUGCCGUGAAAGAGUGGUGUGAUCUAGUACUCUGAGCACACAGGACUCUGCAUACUCUCACUCCAGCUCUGCCACCGACUCUGUAGCCUUGGGCUGUUUGGCUCAGUCCCCCCCUCCACGCAAAGGGGGAAUAACAAUACGUACCUACCUCACAGGGGUGUUGUGAGAAUCCACGUUGGUAAAGCCUGUUGAAGUGCUAAGUCUACCAUCGGUAGUCACGAGGCGUGUGGUGGGGGUGAGCAGCGCUGCCCUUUUGCUGGUUACAGUCCGAAUCACUCAGCGGGAGUCCCAUCGGCCCUCCCCUGCUUGGAGAUCCUCCUUGAUCCGAAGCGGAGGGUGUCGUCCGAGUGCCCUCUCCUCCAUUGCAUGACAUUUUAAGCGGCUGUGAGGUGCAGGGUAGUGACAGACAUGAAGUCCUACUUGACCAGGGAUUUGCUACAACGUUUUCUAUAUCUGUGGGGUUUGUUGGUUUGGUUUUUCCAUAUAUUGUGCUUAGAAAUAAACUUUCCACUUAGGGCUGGCGGUUCGGGGUCUCUUCUGUUGCAUGGCAAUGUAUACAAGUCUUAUUGUCUGUCUUACUGUGCAAACGAUCCUGCAGCCCAAUUUCAGAGAUGGGUAUGGUCUGAGCCUUUUCAUAGCGGCAUAAGACUCAAAAGCCUGUCUAGACUGUUUAAUAUUUAAACAACACUAUGAACUUGUCAAUUGUAUGUGUUCUGUGCAAUACGAAGCAUGUCAUUAGCUGGCUUGAUGGGCAGAGGGGCUAAAGGAAGGUCAAAACUUGUUCAAAAAGCUUCAUACAUGUGCCAGCAUGGAGCCAAAGGGCUGCCACCAGCAAAGCAAACUCGGGUAAGCCACUGGAAACUGUUUUCAGAACAGUUUACUCCAGGACAAGGUACUUCUGAGUUUAUGAACUUCUAGGCUGCCAGCCUGAGAGAACAAGUGCAAAUUUAGUGUGGGGUUUGGGGUUUUGGAUUUCCUUUUUUCUUUCCUCCCCAAAGUAUUGAUGGUAGAAAUACUGAUGAGGGUCUCUUGCUUCCAUAGCGCAGUUCUCUCGUCUCCCACAAUCUCCUUGUGCCAUCCCUUUUGUGCUACUAUGCAGGACUUUAAAAGGUGCAAAUGGAGACAGUACACUCCUGAGACAUGCAAAAUACAUUGUGUAUUGGGGGACUCUAGCAGACAGAAGAGAUGGGGCUACAGAAGGUAUCUCUUCUUCCCCACAUCUUUUCCCUAGUCUUGUCUGCUGGGUUCCUGAAGAGAAGUUCUCUGUAUUUUGUUACAAAGCAGUCAGAUCAGCUUCCACUGACGAACAAAGCUUGCAAAGUUUGGCAGCUGUUUCUCCCAGUGGAGAAAAUUCCAGGUCCCAUCACUGUGGAGACCCCUCAGUUCCUGGGCUUUGUGGUCCUCCAACACCAUUUAGGGGUGGUCAGUGUCGAGGACUGUGUUCAGUCAUCAUCAGAAGUCCUGUGUGUGUGUGGUCCUGCUCAUUCUUGUGAUUUCUGCUAGUGCCCUGAUUUUCCAUCAGUUUUGACAGGUCUUUCUGGUAAUGCUCUUCAGAGAUGUUUUGCUCUGUGUCAGUUGCCACAGCUCUUCUAUUCUUGCCAUCCAGUCUCUUGGUAAAUACCCACUGCCAAGUUCAGACCCUCUUACUCUGUGCCUGCAAUGGCUCAAGCACAUGCACUAACUCAAGGGUCAUCAGAGAACACAGGGACCAUUAAGAGUUUGUAUCAAGAAUCACACUCCUUAACCAUCAGACAGUCCUCUUUGAUAUAUAUUCACUUUGCCAAUCUCAGUGCCUGCUGUUAAUUGGUUGUCACAAAAGAAAUCAUAAUGUUAGCAGAACCUAUGUACACUUGGUUUCCGAUUUCAAAUGUCAGAAGUGAUGGACAGAUUUUCAAGUAAAUCAGGUGUGUUCCUUGUUGUGGUUUCCCAAGCAAAGUGCAGAAGAGGUCCAUGUCUACCCUACCAUGUUGGGCAUCCCCAGGAAAGACCAAGUCAGCAACACGGAUUUGAGUCAAGAGAGGCGUUGGCUGUCCACUAUAUUUUUACUUGGGGAGACAGGAAAAUACUACUCAUGCAUGUGAGGUCCUUUCUCAAAGCUCUUGUGUUUGACAGUGGUAAAAUGUCAAAGCCAAAGCCUGUAGAUGGAGGACAGUUCUGAAGACUUUCCAGUUCUGAAGACCAUCCCCUGCCCAUGUGUGGUGGUCAGUCAUUCAAGCAUCUUCUCUAUGUUUUCCUUAAGAGAAAAAAUAUUAUUUUGACUAAGCAAAAUACAGCUACUCUUCAGUGUAGGAGGAGGAUACACCAUUAGCACUUCCAACCUGUAGUUCAUUAACCAGGACUCCUGCACAAGGAGAUCCUUGUGAGAACACAUGGCCAGAAGACCUAUUCCUUCCUCUUGAUACUAUAUGUCAGUCAAGCACUUGGAGGGAAAUAAUCAGUGGUGCAAUUGCCUUAGUGACUACUGGCUGAGUAUCCUAACCUUCCCUCCACUAUCACCUCACCUGUGAUGGCUACUUCUCAUUCCUGAGCCAACAGAUGCCUCAUCCCCCUCUGCCCUCCCUAGACUCCAGCCCUGAAGAUCUCCUGAGCAGACAGACACAGGAUUCCUCACAGACUAGUUUUACAGUCUUCUACAUCCUUCAUGUAUCCAGACAGGAAAAUUAAUGUCAUUGAUAGGCAAUGACAUAUUUGAAUCCUAAGAGGAGAAACAGGUGUAGGAGCUUUUUUAGAUUGACCUUUAUCUCUUCUUCCAUGUUGAAGGAGAUAUAACAAAAGCAUCAGUUGGUUUCCAUAUGACAGCAAUGAGCUGAUGGCUCUAGGAAUAUUUCCCUCAAUAAUGCAAGUCUGACACACUGCAGUUACUGAAGGCAGUCUUUGAUCUCACAUCUAUCAUGUUGGAUACAAGGAGAACAGAAUCUGACACUUUUGUGCUGUUUACACAAACAUCAAAAACUAUCUUAGUUCAUUAUUCAAAUUACCUCCAGGUCAGUGGGUGAACUUCUCCUUUGAUGAAAGAAUAAUGUUUUCUCUUCCAGAACUGGAAUUGGAAGAUAAAAUAUAUGUACAUGUAUACAUGUAUAUUUUUAACUGUGAAAAGAAAAGGAAAAGAAAAG
Tyto alba (common barn owl) is the source of this 8520-nucleotide messenger RNA. RefSeq names its product membrane associated ring-CH-type finger 4 (gene MARCHF4). The coding region runs from base 1551 to 2756 and encodes 401 amino acids. Gene Ontology annotation, molecular function: zinc ion binding; ubiquitin-protein transferase activity. The record is from RefSeq and is a predicted model, not a curated record. The transcript has 5 exons. Gene Ontology annotation, biological process: protein ubiquitination. Lineage: Eukaryota; Metazoa; Chordata; Aves; Strigiformes; Tytonidae.